Gavialis gangeticus (Gharial) is the source of this 1667-nucleotide messenger RNA. It is a transcript of the gene TOR3A, whose product is annotated as torsin family 3 member A. The record is from RefSeq and is a predicted model, not a curated record. The coding region runs from base 54 to 1253 and encodes 399 amino acids. Gene Ontology annotation, molecular function: ATP binding; ATP hydrolysis activity. Gene Ontology annotation, cellular component: endoplasmic reticulum lumen; nuclear envelope. NCBI's taxonomy places the organism in Eukaryota, Metazoa, Chordata, Crocodylia, Gavialidae. The transcript is spliced from 6 exons.
GGGUUGCUGCUUAGACACGGCCUUCAUAGUAACUGAGUCCUGCCUCCACGACCAUGGUGGGUUGGGGUCCCACCCAUCUCCCUCUGCUGACUUGUGCCCUCUUGCUAUUGCUGUGGAGGUCUAAUGGGCUUGUAGGGAGAGGCAGGCACUGGGCACCCAAGGAAGACCAAGCACACGCCAUAGGGAAGGAGAUGCAGCUUGGCCACGACGAGACCAUGAAGAGGCGCCUUGGCACCAUGCACGCCCUGUCCAGGCAGUACUGGCAGUACCUGGCCUGUGGAUUGUGGCAGGCGGGCUGCGAAGGAGAGGAAGAUGAGCAGGCUGACAUGGAUCAGAAGGGGUGGAGUUUGCCCCUGGAGGUGUUAUCCAGCUGGUACUGUAGCUUCAGCAAGUGCUGCGAGACAGGAGACUGCAGAGUAACCAACAACAUCACAGGGUUAGAGUCAGACCUGAACAGGAGGCUCCAUGGGCAGCACCUGGCAAGGAAGCUCAUUCUGAGAGCAGUGAGAGGGUUCCUGCAGCGCCCUCAGCCGGAGAAGGCGCUGGUUCUGUCGUUCCACGGCUGGUCAGGCACCGGGAAGAACUUUGUGGCGCGGAUGAUUGCUGAUCACCUGUACCGAGAUGGGCUGAAGAGCGAGUGUGUUAAAGUCUUUAUCUCGCUUUUUCACUUCCCACAUCCUGCAUACUUGGACUCCUACAAGGUUCAGCUCAAGAAGCAAAUCAGUGAGACGGUGAACUUCUGUGAGCAGGCCCUGUUUAUCUUUGAUGAGGCAGAGAAGCUUCAUACGGACCUGUUGGAUACCAUCAAACCCUACGUGGAUCACUAUGACAGCAUUGGCCAGGUGGACUACAGGAGGUCCAUCUUUUUAUUUCUCAGUAAUAGUGGUGGCAACACCAUCAAUGAAGUGGCCUUGGAUUUUUGGCGAGCUGGACAGGCCAGGGAAGAAAUCACCAUGGAGUACUUAGAGCAGCGCCUGCGGAUGGAGCUGAAGGAGUCCCCAGGAACUGCCUUUGCCCAUAGUCACCUUCUUGAAGAGAACCUCAUUGACUUCUUUGUGCCAUUCUUGCCCCUGGAGUUUCAUCAUGUGAAGCUGUGUGCUCGAGAUGCUUUCCUGGCCCAGGGACUUCCGUACACAGAGACAGCACUCGAUGAGGUGGCCAGAAUGAUGGUAUUUGUACCUAAAGACGAGAGGCUCUUCUCUGCCCAGGGCUGUAAAUCGGUGUCCCAGCGCAUCAACUAUAUUCUCCCCUAACAUGAGCUGGGGGCUGCCUCGCUUGCACAAGCUGGAUACAGAUUCACCACCUGUGUAGUAAUGGGAACUUGAAGUUCUCACUGAAGGGGCCAAUGUAGCAGGAGAGGCUGGAGCCUUCCACUUUUAGGCACAGCUCAGGAUUUGCAGUUGUGUGACACUCCUACAGCCUUGAUUUGGCAGAAUGGGCAGCCCGGCCUUCUGGAAGCCUCAUCGUGUAGCAGGCAACUCUAGCAGGAAAUGAUCAUCCAGCACUUAAUGGAAAUGUUUGGUUGGUGACUGUUUUCUUUCAUAUCAGCAGAGUAGGUUGUAUAAGAGCUGUGGUUCUGGGCAUCCUAAUUACUGUCCUGGGGAUGUCUGUGGUGCUUUUCCUUCAGCCCCUCCCCUGUAAGUCAUUUACAAGACUCAAGUCAAAUG